Penicillium macrosclerotiorum is the source of this 681-nucleotide messenger RNA. RefSeq lists its product as uncharacterized. Gene Ontology annotation, molecular function: ubiquitin conjugating enzyme activity. Bases 1 to 681 code for a protein of 226 amino acids. The record is from RefSeq and is a predicted model, not a curated record. Gene Ontology annotation, biological process: protein polyubiquitination; proteasome-mediated ubiquitin-dependent protein catabolic process. The transcript has 3 exons. Lineage: Eukaryota; Fungi; Ascomycota; Eurotiomycetes; Eurotiales; Aspergillaceae.
AUGGCGGAACGCAUUCUUAUGAACGAGUUCCGCACGUUGUCAUCGGAGCGAUGGGUGAACAUCGAGCUACACAAUGACGACAUUUUUGAGUGGGAUGUGGCACUGCUUGUGCUGAACCAGGACUCCCUCUAUCACGGCGGCUACUUCAAAGCACGCAUGACAUUCCCCCAAAACUACCCCUAUGCACCACCAAAGUUUCGCUUUGUUCGACCGCUGUUUCAUCCAAACAUCUAUGCUGACGGCAAGCUAUGCAUCUCUAUCCUCCACCCGCCUGGUAAUGAUGAGAUGUCUGGCGAACUCGCUUCUGAACGCUGGUCCCCCGCCCAACGAGUCGAGUCUGUCCUGAUCUCCAUCCUGUCCCUGCUCGAUGAUGCCGAAGUCUCCUCUCCAGCGAAUGUUGAUGCGGCGGUGAUGCUGCGCACCGACCCGGCGCGAUAUCGUACGAUCGUGAAGUCCGACGUGGAGACCUCUAAGAUGGACACCCCGCCAGACUUCAAGAUGCCGACAGGGGAGCCAGGGCCGACAUCCCGAGAGGUAGAAAAGGAGGACGCCGAUCCUGACUUUUGGGCUGACUCCGAUGUCGAUAGUGACGUCUUCGGAGGCAGUGACUCGGACAACGAGAUGGAUAUGGACAACUUCAGUGGAAGUGAAGAUGAAGAUGAGGAUGACGAUAUUUUGUGA